AUGAAAACAUUCUCAGGAGUCACUGGAAUCACAUUCAUUCUGAUCCAGGGCGCAACGUGCUCUGGAAAGACGACCGUGGCCGAGAUGGUCCUGCGUCGCAUCGAGAAGCGCAAGCGCGUUGCGCUGAUACCCCUUGACGACUUCUACGCCCGCCGCGCCUUCAGGCACCUCGAGCAGCGUGCCAAGGACUACGACUUCGACAACCCCGCUGCCUUCGACUGGGAGAGCCUGGCCGAGUGCAUCCAGGGCUACCUGAACAAGGACGAGAUGAUAAAAAUGUGCAGCUUCGACUUCAUUUCGCAGAAGUUCAGGGUCUUCUACGUGGCAAACACGCAGCCUGAGAUCGUCAUCGUGGAGGGGCUCUACGCCUUCAACCUGUUUGCGAAGUACUCGUUCGACACGGCCAGGAUGGAGGCGUGGGCUCCGCCUGAAUCGAACCCGUACUCCCUGAAGGAGAACGAGCACGGGUUCCACCUCUGCCAGAACACGAAGGUGCUGCUGAAGAUGGACAAGAGUGCGACACGGGCACUACGAUACAAGCGGGAUACGUGUUCGAGAUACACGCGAGACGAGCACGACCUGUUUCAGAUGGACCUGGAAGAGCGGUUUGAGAAGUUCAUUUGGGCAGCAAGGAACAAGUGGGUGCAUGCACCACACUUUGAGCCAGACAUCGUGGCUGAGAAUGUUGUACAGAGCCCAUCACGAUGCGCACAUCUCGUUGAGACCAUUCUAGAAAUAAUUGAUAACAGAUGA
Molecule: messenger RNA, 753 nt
Organism: Enterospora canceri
Lineage: Eukaryota; Fungi; Microsporidia; Enterocytozoonidae
Source: the annotation of a GenBank genome assembly